Formica exsecta is the source of this 3947-nucleotide messenger RNA. RefSeq lists its product as uncharacterized. Gene Ontology annotation, molecular function: mRNA binding. The transcript is spliced from 4 exons. Bases 384 to 2405 code for a protein of 673 amino acids. Gene Ontology annotation, cellular component: nucleus. The record is from RefSeq and is a predicted model, not a curated record. Lineage: Eukaryota; Metazoa; Arthropoda; Insecta; Hymenoptera; Formicidae.
CAACGUGUAUGGACGAGAGAGACGCAAACCUAUCAUCCCUUCCACGUCAAAUUGUCCGCCAAUCCUGACGGACAUCCAAAAUCCUUGUCCUUUCUCGCGAUGAGCGAGCACAACCCGGCUGUUCUCCUCGCCGGUAGCAUCAAAGUUCAUCUCGUGUCGCGUCGCGUCAAUAGAUCGAUUCUCGAGUGCUGGACCCGCAAUAGACUCUAUACAUAAGAAAAUAUAUUAUGCAUAUAUAUAUAUAUGUUUUUAUACACAUAUAAAUGAUAAUAUCACAUGCAUAAUGCAUAUAUAAAUGUGUAUAUAUAUUAUUCUUAUGACCGCUCGCGAAAAGUCAUUUUGAAUCAGCUGAUAUCGAUUUAUUGAUCGGGAGAUCGCGCGUGAUGGAGAGCAAUAAAUCAAAGGGCGGUCGACGAGGGAAUAAUCGGAGGAAAAGCGGCGGCAACAAAGAGAACAAGCGCGAGAUCGAGAGUAUGAAAAACUCGAGGAGCGAGGAAUCCGUCCUGUGGUCGCAUUAUCCCGUGUCCGAUGAUGAGAGCAGGGUGGAUAUCGCGGAAGAGGAGACGUCCCUGGAGCUGGAAAAUUUCGGCAACGGUGGAGGCGAGAAUAAUCCAAAGAGCUCGCUCAUGUGUCCCGCGUUACGUCGGCAAUUGCAAACGCACAGAAACGUUCUACGGCUUCUGCACGAAUACAAGCUGGCCUCCACCCAGAUCAACGGACAGAGGAUCCUCAGCAUCCAGCCGUUUCGAUGGACCGGCCCGACCCCCGGUAUCGAUUGCGAGAUCUUCGUCGGCCGUAUCCCGAAGACGAUCUACGAGGACACCCUGUAUCCCUUGUUCAAGACGAUCGGCGAGGUAUUUCAGAUACGACUGAUGGUGGACAUGGCCGAGUUGACGAGGGGCUACUGCUUUAUCAUGUACACGAAUCCGGAGGACGCGGGACGCGCGAUCGCGCAGUUAGAUCAGUACGAGAUCUCGCCGGGCAAGAAGAUACGAGUCCUGGCGAGCGUAAACAAGUGCAAGCUCUACAUCGGCCCGUUGCCGUGGUUCAUCGCGUCGGAGGAGGUUGUCAGAGUGAUAUAUGCAUCGGCAUGGGAUAUCGAGUACGUGUCUAUUUAUCGAUUUCCGAAUCACGACGCGGCCUAUGCUAUAGUCUCCUUUAAAUCGCAUCGCAAUGCAGCCUUGGCAAGACGAAAAUUGAGACCCGAAAAACUCUUCAAGUGUAACGAGGUACACGUGGAAUGGGCGCGUGUCGACUGGAAUCCUUCUAAUGUGUACGAAGAUCGUGGCACGGUAGACGAUAAGGGCGACGUGCACAUUAUUCGAAAGUAUCUACAAUGUAACAAUAAGAAGACGACUAUGUUAUCGUCGGUUCCAAUGCAGAGCGAGUUUAAUGCUCGCUGCCAGAAGCAACUUCCGCCAAUCUGCCCGCCGUCAUCGCUCGGCGGUACGAGUAACAACGAUCAUGACAACCCCCCCGUCAAAUCUAUUCGCAACUACAACAGCACCCGUUACGCCACCAUGCUAACCAUGUCGGCGACCCUGGACGAUUUCUCGUCGCGCGACAAAAACACGGAGAUGCUGACGGACAUCAAUGACAACGUGCAGAUGCUGGACAUCGUCAAAGAUCAACAGACACGCCAGAAGAGCGAUAUCGACGCGGUAGAUAGCUUCCGCAAUUUUGACAUGUGGAACUCCAAUCUAGUCUCCCAAUUGCCCGGCUCGCCCGCCAACUCCGGCAGCUCCAAGGAAUCGCCGAAUACAACGUAUGAAUCUGCACGUUGCGACUGGAAGAACAACGCGAAAUAUUCGUUGCCGAAGACGACACCGUCUUUCAAUAGAAGCGUUCCCAAUUAUCAUCGCUAUCCCUCUCGCUCUUUCGGCAAGACGAUCGACCAGAAUCAGCUGAUCGUCGCCGAUGCCGUUCGGUAUCAGAGCAUGCAGUAUCAUCAGAAUCGCCCGUCGUGCUACGUCCUGGUGCAGCCUCAGAAUUACCUGUGUCCGAAGAAUGCGAUCGUAACUUAUCCGCAAUCCUCGUUCGUCAAUAAUAUUCCCGAGGAGCAGGCGCGCGUGUCUUUGCUCGCAGGUUGCGAUCGUCGAUCAUUCUUGUAUAACGGCAACCAGAUGGGAUCGAUCGCGAUAGAUAAAGAUCUCAUGGACGGCGAAUUCCGGCGCGAGAGAGUUCCAGGGAAGCCUGCGGAAACUGCGGACACCGCUGCCGAUUUUAAUACGUCCGGUUACGUUCAGAAUUACUCGCCGAACAUCAUGUUGAAUUUUUUGCCGAUCUACGCGUCGGAGAACGGCGGGACGACACCGUGCUUCGUCUCGUUCGACGCGAUGAACGGCAACGACGACAAACGUCCCAGACCGAUCUUGAAGCAGACGACAACCGGUCGCGCUUGGUGAUAAGGAUUUUAUCUUCCUUCUGUCUUCUUUUUUUUUUCAUUUUUUUUUCUUUCGAAGAUUGCUUUACGCAGAUUUUAGAAAAUGACGGCGAUCGGAUACCAAAGAUGGCGUUUUUACGUUUUAUUUCACGUACUCUAAUGAGGGAUAAUUAUAUUAGGAUAUUUCUCUCUUUUUUUUUUUUUUUAUUAUCGAUAUUGCCAUCGAUGCUGCCAAAGACUCGCGUAUAGGUAGUGUUAAGGAUCUUUUUUACGCGUAAGCGUUACUAAAAGCUCAAUCUAGUUCCUUUAGCUUAUAUAACUCGCUCGUUUUAUAGCAUUUUAACGAUGCAAUCUAGUAGUAACAUCUUUGAAACCACGUAUAAUCGUUGGCAUAGAUUUAUUUUUUUACGAUCGAUGCGUAAUCGCAUGAUCUCGUUUGCAAAACGAGAAGAUUUAUACCGGAUUAAGUUUUCACCUUCGCGUCGCCGCGAACGUACUUACUAUACUUAUUUACAGAUAAAAUAGGAGCCAAUCCGAAUAUUCUAAUAAUCGCAUGAUUUUUAAAAGACCUCAGAUUUUUUAUCGUUAUAUUUUUAUUUUUUAUCGUCGCGCGCUCGGGGCGAGAAGAAAGUUCUGGAGAACGCGUUAUCAGAAAAAAAAACAAAACAAUUAUGCAAUAUCAUUCGAAAUCGCGCUAUAUAUUUUAACAAUACAAGACUGCGCAAUUAUAAAAAAGAUGAAGGUAAAAAUGAUGGAUUACAAGUACACGCGCCAGGGCAGAAAUUGGUAUCAUGUUACAAAGAAGGUACGAAUCAUGUAUUCUCCCGAUAAUAUUAUCUAACAUUAAGUUACAGUUAAUAAUCAACAACGCGAUCUCUUUCUCUCGUGCUCCUAUUCUUCUUCGCGCGAAAAAAAAGAACGUAUAUACGUUUUACUACUUAUCGCUGUUCCUAAUGACUAUUAUAUUGUAAGGAAUGAGUUUUUAAGACAAUCACGAUAUCGACGCUUCCGGUCACGAUUCUCGCAAUAUCUACUCUAUCGACGUGAGAUAUCUGUAGUUUUGUUACAACGUAUGUAAUUGCGACGCGUUACAUGGAGGAAGGAGAAGAAGCCGCCGUCUGUCUUUGCGAUUGACCGCAUUUUGGACAAGCGUCUGAUUUCAGUUUAAUAUUCUGCGACUAGAAAAAUAUUUUCGAUCAUCUUCAAUUUUCGCCGACGAUCUUUGACAGAUCGGCUAAUUUCAACUUACAGUUUUAACGCCUCGCGCACGAAGAGAUAAUCGACAAUUGGCACACCGUAGCUUCUUCAAAUCGGUGACUUCGAGCCUGCUCGUUAUCUAUAAAAAGCGAAAAAAGAGAACAUAUAUCUUUUUUAAAAGCAAAUCAAGUAAUUUAAGAGAAAAAAAAGAUUGCUUUUAUCACGAUCGAUUUGACUAGAUAUAUCUUUAUUAUUUUGUUUGCACGAUUUUUCACACAAGUAAAUCUGUUUUAGCCAGACGUUUGUAACAUACAGAGAAAUAUUUUCCGCCCGAAAAGUUGGAAUAAAAAUCAUAAUAACACACAUA